AUGUCGGGUAAAGGAGCGAUCGGGAUUGAUCUCGGUACAACAAACUCUUGCGUGGGUGAGAUCAUCCCUCAUGAUCAAGGAAACCGAACCACCAUGGAUCCGGUUAACACRGUCUUCGAUGAUGCAAAGAAGCAAGAUGAUGAUGAAGCGAAGCAAUUUUUAGUAGAUAUMAUAGUGAAUGAGACAAUUAGGAAUUCAAUUUGGCUGCAAUGUGCUGUUGCUGCGUUUUGGAUUGUGUCUUCUAGGGAUUGA
Molecule: messenger RNA, 252 nt
Organism: Arabis nemorensis
Lineage: Eukaryota; Viridiplantae; Streptophyta; Magnoliopsida; Brassicales; Brassicaceae
Source: the annotation of a GenBank genome assembly